Messenger RNA from Schistocerca piceifrons (Central American locust), 474 nucleotides. Its product is annotated as cuticle protein 12.5-like. The record is from RefSeq and is a predicted model, not a curated record. The coding region runs from base 43 to 474 and encodes 143 amino acids. The transcript has 2 exons. Lineage: Eukaryota; Metazoa; Arthropoda; Insecta; Orthoptera; Acrididae.
UACUCGAUCGCCAGACCGACACACAGCCACUACCACUCCACCAUGUACAAGCUUCUGAUCCUGUCCGCGCUGGUGGCCGCCGCUUCCGCCGGCUACCUGGGAGGCUACGCCGCCCCCGCCUACGCCGCCCCCGUGGCUGCGUACGCCGCCCCCGUCGCAGCCGUGGCGCACGCCCCCGUGGCUGUGGCCCACGCCGCCCCCGCUGUGGCCGUCGCGCACGCCCCAGUCGCCUCCUCCGUGGCCAACACGUACAGGAUCUCGCAGACUGCACGCCUCGCCUACGCCGCCCCCGCCGUGGCCCACGCCCCUGUCGCCUACGCCGCCCCCGCCGUGGCUCACGCCCCCGUCGCCUACGCCACCCCCGCCUACGGCUAUGCUCGCUACGCCGCCGCUGCCCCCGCUCUGGGCUACGGAUACGGAGCCUACGGCUACGCCGCCCCCGCUCUCGGCUAUGGUCACGCCCUCGUCCAUUAA